Grammomys surdaster is the source of this 1800-nucleotide messenger RNA. RefSeq names its product chromosome unknown C1orf216 homolog (gene CUNH1orf216). The transcript has 2 exons. Bases 76 to 768 code for a protein of 230 amino acids. Lineage: Eukaryota; Metazoa; Chordata; Mammalia; Rodentia; Muridae. The record is from RefSeq and is a predicted model, not a curated record.
CAGGACCCCCCACCUUGCAGCGAGCAGGCCCCGAGGAACCGUUGCGAGCCCCGCAGGAGCGGGUGCCUCUAGGCCAUGUUUGCAGCCAUCCAGCCAGGACUGGCAGAGGGGGCCCAGUACCUGGGGAGCCUGCCUCCUGGAGUAUGUCAACCGGACCUCCAACCAGACAAUAAUUCCAACUUUGUGGAGAGUGCUAAGGAUGCCAAUAAGAACUGGCAUGGUGUGCCAGGCAAAGUGGAUCCCAUUCUGAUGAGGAGCUCCUCUGAGUCACCCUCUGAUAACCAGGUCUUCCAAGCCACUGGGCUCCCUGAGGCCGGAGUCCGCAGUCCCCCAGAGGGUGCAGAGAUCCCUGGUGCUGAGCCAGAGAAGUUGAGUGGUGCCAGCAGUGUCUGCUCGCCUCUGGAGGACAUUGGCUAUGCCAGCAGUUCCUUGAGCAUCGACAGCUUCAGCAGCAGUCCAGAACCUGUCUGUGGCACCCCUCGAGGACCGAGCCCUCUGGAUCCCCUUCUGCCCUCCGUGGCCCAGGCUGUGCAGCAGCUGCAGGCUCAGGAGCGCUACAAAGAACAGGAGAAGGAGAAACACCAUGUGCAUUUGGUGAUGUACCGUCGCUUGGCACUGCUCCAGUGGAUCCGGGCUCUGCAGCACCAGUUGGUUGACCAGCAGGCCCGACUGCAAGAGAGCUUUGACACCAUCCUAGAUAACCGGAAGGAACUUAUCCGCUGUCUGCAACAGAGGGAAGCACCUUGCAGGCACCAGGACCAGGGCUAAGGGUGUGUACAAGUGUAUAUAUUUGCAGGCUUAUGUGUGGUUAUGCACAAGGAAGUAUGUGAAUUAGUUGGCAUGUGUGCAAGUAAGCAUACGUGAUUAGGUGUAUGCUGACAUGUAAGCAGGUAUGUAAGGCAUGUGUGAAUGAACUUGUAUGUAUUACAUGUUGCAUGUGUGUUUAUGUAUGCAUGUGUGGCUAGAUAUCCAGGAAUGUGUAUAUAUAUUCCCAAAUGUAGAGGCAAAAGAUAUGUAUGUGUGUGUAUCCAUUUAAAUGUACAGGCUUGUGUUGGAUGUGAGUGAACCUCUGUGUGUUGAGACUUACCUGUUCCUGUGCUGGCAUUAGAAGCAUGUGCUAGGAACAUGUGUAUUUGCAGAGACUUAAGAGCAGGUGUGUGUAAAUAUAUGUUCAAUUGCACCUGCAGGGCAUCUACCCAUCCCCUGUGUUCCCAAAGUCUACCCCAGCCUGAUCCUCUACUGAGUCUCACCUCCCAGCUUCCGGGAGCAAGAAGCCUAUCUCACUGUCAUAUAUCUGAGAGCUGUGGCUGAUCUGUACUCCUGGAGUUGCCCAGGCUACCUUUCCUAUCCCCUCCCCUCUGAUCUUGCUCUAAGACUGCUGUCCCUAACGUUGGCUUUUUUGUAAGUGUUUUUUAUCUGGGGUGGUUGCUUUUUGUUUGUUUUGCUUAUGACAUACAGUACCAGGGAUUGAACCCAGAGCCCUGUGCAUGCUAGGCAAAUGUCCUACCACUGAGCUGAACACUCAGCCCCGGUUCAGAGAUAUAUUGGUGCACUGGCCUUCCUGUGUAUGCAUUUAUGGUUGUUUGGCUAGGACGGUUUGUGGAGAAUUGGCAUCAAGAAGGGAACUGGCAUAGUGGUGGAGGCUGUGGCCAGGGUGGGAGUGGAGAUAAAGAAUGAUAGAAGAAACUGUCCUCUUAGCGGGGCUCUAGUGGUACACACCUUUAAUCCCAGCACUGGAGAGGCAGAGGCAACUGGAUCUCUGAGUUCCAGAACAGCCUGGUCUACAGAGUGAGUUCCAGG